Messenger RNA from Postia placenta MAD-698-R-SB12, 3402 nucleotides. RefSeq lists its product as hypothetical. Gene Ontology annotation, cellular component: condensin complex; condensed chromosome. The record is from RefSeq and is a predicted model, not a curated record. The coding region runs from base 1 to 3309 and encodes 1102 amino acids. The transcript has 19 exons. Gene Ontology annotation, biological process: mitotic chromosome condensation. NCBI's taxonomy places the organism in Eukaryota, Fungi, Basidiomycota, Agaricomycetes, Polyporales, Adustoporiaceae.
AUGGCCCCCCGCGCCCCCCCUCCUUUCCACCUCAACUCCCUCCAAUCUUCUGUCCCAAAAAUAUUUGACCAGGCACAGUCCACCACCGCAAACCACCAGAAGAACUUUGUCGCGCUCUACAAACUCCACACAGAGGCCGCCGCAACAACAGAAGACGUCCAGAAUGGCCGCAGCAUCAAGCUCACAGGAGAACGCAUCUUCGAGGAAGUUUGUAUCGCAAUAGUUGCUCGCGUUCUUCCUCUCAAAAAGGGCAUCACCGUAGCCGACCGCAUCGUCAGGUUUGUCGGAGGAUACACUAGAUUCAUUAACCAGAAAGCUCUGGAAGAGCGCAAGGACCAGAACCUCGAUGACGACGACGACACGACAGCCUCUAGGUUCGUCUCGAGAAUCCUCAAGUUCCUCCUCUUGGGCUGCGUAGCCAAGGAUAAAUCCAUUCGCUUUCGCGUUCUGCAGCUCAUAUCAGAACUCAUCACGCAGCUUGGAGAGAUCGACGAAGACUUGUAUACCGAAUUGCGCUCAUCCUUGAUGGACCGUGUCCGCGACAAAGAGCCUCCAAUCCGCGCACAAGCCAUCAUAGCGCUUUCGAAACUCGCCGGCUCAGAGGACAUCUCGGACUUAGGAGAGGACGAAGCGAGUAUCAUGGAGGUCCUGCUCGACUCCCUGACCUACGAUACCUCCCCAGAUGUUCGCCGUGUCGCGCUCGUGAACAUACCCCUCACGCCGCGGACACUCCCGCUCUUCCUCGCCCGCUCCCGCGACAUCGACCCCGCAGUGCGCAAACUUGUCUACUCACAUGUCCUCGAGCCACAUUGCAUGCUCGAAACCGGCACCGUCAUCGGUCCCACGCAUCCCCGCGCGUUGUCCAUCGCGCAGCGCGAGCUCAUCGUGCGCAAUGGGCUCGGCGAUCGCGAGGAGAGCGUCAAGGCGGCCGCCGGCAAGCUUGUCGCGACGUGGCUCGACGUCGUGCGCGCAGAAGGCGUGAAGCGAGAGCGGGACGAGGAGGAAGGCGCGCGUGGCGACGUCGUGGCAUUCCUUCACCUGUUCGACCUUGCGGAAGGCAAGGUAGCGGAAGACGCUUUGCUGAGUGUCUUCGCCACUCGGGUCGAUAUCUUCGACAAUGUCGACUUUGACGACAAUUUCUGGACAUCGCUCACUCCAGAAAGAGCUUUCUUGGCCCGCGUGUUCGUGGACCAUUGCAUCGCUACCAAAGACGACGCGAGGCUGGAGUCCUCACUCCCAGUCGUCACCGCACUCGCGUUCCGUAUUCAAGCCACGUACAACGACCUACUUCAGCUCUUCCAGCAGGAGGAAGAAGAUCAGCUCCUACGCGGGGGAAUGGACGACCCCGAGGAGGAGGAGGAGCGAGCGCGCAAGGAAGAGCGCCGCAUCGACAUGGAGUUUGUCAUCGGCGAGAUGCUCAAGCUCGCGGCAAACUUAGACUACGCGGAUGAGAUUGGGCGGCGGAAGAUGUUUCAGCUUGUCCGUGAUAUGAUCUCGCAUGACGUUCUCCCUGAGAGUCUGGUCCCGCGGUGCCUAGAUGUUCUGCGCGUCCUGUCUCCCAAUGAGCGUGAUCUGAUCAGGGUGGUCGUCGAGGUGAUCCACGAGCUGCGCGACCCGAGCGAGCCUGAGGAGGAAUCGCGCGAGGUCAACGACGGCGAAAGUGAGUUUGGGCGAACGCCCGCGACCGCGCGGACCGUCCGCAUGCUGCCAAAGCCGACGGAAGAGAUGUCACCGGAAGAAAAGGCGCGCGCAGAUGAAAUGGAUUUGAGGUGCCUCACCCUCGUGAUUGGGAUGCUUGAGCGCGUGAACGGGACCUUUGAGGAAAACUCGACGCUCGAAGGCAUAUUGGGCGAGCUGAUCAUCCCGUCCGUCAAACGCAAAGAGUUCCUGCUGCGACAGAAAGGCCUCGUCGCUCUCGGACUUUGCUGUCUCAUUGCGCGGGUCAUGGCUCUCAAGUCGUUCCAAUUGUUUCUCAGCCAGCUGCAGAUGGCCCCGGAGGCUCUCAAGAUCACUGUUCUCCACGUUGUGUUUGAUAUUCUCAUGGUGCACGACAGUGAUUUCCUUGGCCCUGGGAGUAUUAAUGGGCAGCGUAUCGUCGACUUUCUACUCCACCUCCUGGAGAAUGAAGAGUCGGAGAAAGUGCAAGCACUGCUAUGCGUUGGCGUCUCGAAGCUCAUGCUAUCAGGGAUGAUCACGGACGACAGGGUCCUGAAGAGUCUUGUACUCAUGUACAUCUCUCCCGAAACGGCGAGUAAUCAAGAGCUCCGUCAAUGCUUGGCGUACUUCUUCCCGGUCUAUUGCUACUCGUCUGCUGUGUACCAGCGCCGCAUGCAGAAAAUCUUCAUCUCCCUAUACGAGCACCUGAUCACGACGUCACGCGAUUGGGACCACGAGCAGGAGCCCGUCAGUCCAGCGCAGGUGGCGUUGAUGUUUGUGGAUUGGACUGAUCCACAGAAGGCUGUGAACGUGGGGGACCCGUCGCGUGAACACACGGGCGCAAACGCAAUCCACGUCGACAUGGCGAGCGACAUCGUAAAAGCACUGUUCAAUAAGAACAUGACAAAGGAUGACAAGAAACCCCUCUGUCAGCUACUUGGAAAGCUUUAUAUCCCCAACGAAGUCGACGAUGAUCAGUUACGGACGCUGAAGCUCCUUAUGGAGAGCCUGCGCUCGCGCCGUCCAAUCCGUGAUACCACCGCUCAGAAUGCGUUCAUCAAGUUCGACGAUAUGAUCUCCAAGAAAUUUGCGAAACAGCUCGAAGGGUUCAGUGAAGAAGAGUAUCGGCAGCUGGAGAACAUGAAAGAUCUUUUCGAGUUCCUCGACGCGGUCGAGCCAGACUCCGAGGAAGAAGACGUCAAACCUACCAAGAGGACGAGAAAACGGAGGUCCGCGAGCAUUGCUACAAGCUCAGCAACGACCCCUCCGGCGUCCGACCGCGAAACUCAGUCUCCAGCACCUCAACGUGCGCGACGGAACAAGGCAAAAAAACGUCGCCUAUCUCAGUCGGACGAAGAGUCGGAAGCUGAGUCCGUUGAGGCUAUCCCCCGGCGGGUCAUGCCCAAACGCUCUGCUGCGGCGAAGACGAGACAAGCUGUGAAGCCGAUUUAUGUCGCCGACAGCAACGAAGACGAAGAUGAGGACGAAGAGGAAGAGGAAGACGAGGAGGAAGAGGAAGACGAGGAAGUUGUGCCCCGUUCUCGGAAAUCUCAGAAUCGGUCUAAGCGUCGUGCAUCGUCGAGCGCGGCGACUGAGGUACCUGCGCAUGACGACGAAGAGAAUGAAGAAGAGGAAGUUGACGAGAUUCUCUGAGCUGCGUGCAAAUCUAUCAUGAUCUAGUAUAAUUUGUCUUCUCCUUUGAUAUGUACAAGUAUGUGCGAUGUAUCUACGUAUACAUUACUUGAC